Molecule: messenger RNA, 1174 nt
Organism: Coregonus clupeaformis (lake whitefish)
Lineage: Eukaryota; Metazoa; Chordata; Actinopteri; Salmoniformes; Salmonidae
Product: tumor necrosis factor receptor superfamily member 14-like
Exons: 7
Coding region: 196-891 (231 amino acids)
Biological process (GO): positive regulation of peptidyl-tyrosine phosphorylation; defense response to Gram-negative bacterium; defense response to Gram-positive bacterium
Cellular component (GO): external side of plasma membrane
Molecular function (GO): protein binding
Source: RefSeq, a predicted model, not a curated record
CAGGGAGAAGUUUUUCCUCAUUACUCAUGUCUUCUAUCAUUCGUCCUCUUCCCGACAACUUUUCAAAACACCAUAAGGAGGCGAGGAGGAGAAGAAUCUGUUAAUGGUCAGUUCAUCUCGAUACUUAAAAACUCCUAAGAACUUCACAAAUCCAGUGUGUGGGUCUUCCAGUGAGUUGGAGAGGAUUGAGGAACCAUGGCACAGUUUGAAACCUUGAUAUGGACUAUAAAUAUUAUAUUGGUGCUUGAAAGCAUUGGAUCCUGUAUUGCAUGUGGUAGAGCCGAGUACAGAAUAGGGGAUGAAUGUUGUCCCAUGUGUUCACAAGGAAAUCGUGUUUAUAAGCAUUGUACUGAAUUCACCAGCACCUCCUGUGUGCCCUGUGUUGAUUCUACAUUCCUUGAUGAGCCCAAUGGUCUCAUGAAAUGCAAAGUGUGUACCAACUGUGAUCCAGGUUUGGGUUUGAAGGUAAAGCAGCCAUGUAGACCUUCAUCAGACACUGUCUGUGGGACACUGGAGGGGUUCUACUGUCUAGACCCAACUAAGGAUGGUUGUAGAGCAGCCCAGAGACACAGCAGCUGUAAACCUGGUCAAUACAUCAGCCACACAGGAACAACAUCUACAGAUACUGUGUGUUCUGACUGUACUGGUGAUACUUAUUCAGAUGGAUCAUUAACAGCCUGCCAGUCACACACUGGAUGUGAAUCCGUGGGACUUCAGGAAAUGAAACCAGGAUUUCCUUGGUCGGAUUCAGAGUGUGGACCACAACUAUCCCAUUCAACAGCUAGAGGCAUAAUUGGUGUUGUGGCAUCCAUGACAGUUCUCAUGAUAUUAGCUGGAGCUGUUUUCUUAUUAAUAGUAGUGAGAAAAAGAAAAAACUCAGAUUCAUUUUAGGAAUUGCAUCAGUAAAUUAUUGUUUAGUGUGUGUGUGAAUUCUUUUUUAGUGUUUGUGUGAGUAUGAGUGAGUUAGAGAGAGUGGUGGCAGGUAGUCUAGCGGUUAAGAGCGCUAGGCCAGUAACCGAAAGGUUGAUUGUUCAAAUCCACGAGACGACUAGGUGACUAAGGUCGUUGUUUUGAAUCGCUGAGCAGACUAGGUGGAAGAAAAAAAAUUCUACAGCUGCACCAUCGAGAGCAUCCUGACUGGUUGCAUCACCGCCUGGUAUGGCAACUGCUUGGC